Nyctereutes procyonoides (raccoon dog) is the source of this 7133-nucleotide messenger RNA. RefSeq names its product tetratricopeptide repeat, ankyrin repeat and coiled-coil containing 1 (gene TANC1). Gene Ontology annotation, biological process: regulation of postsynapse organization. The transcript has 27 exons. Gene Ontology annotation, molecular function: protein binding. NCBI's taxonomy places the organism in Eukaryota, Metazoa, Chordata, Mammalia, Carnivora, Canidae. Gene Ontology annotation, cellular component: glutamatergic synapse. The record is from RefSeq and is a predicted model, not a curated record. The coding region runs from base 190 to 5583 and encodes 1797 amino acids.
ACCGAGGCCGGGCGCUGGCGGGGAGCCGCGCCGCGGGGCUGGAAACUUUCCCGGCAGGUCUCUUUCUAGGUUUCUGUGGUCAGCUUGUCCAGAGGAGCUUUCUGGGUUCCCUCCCGAGUGAGACCGCCUCUCUCUGUUUUGCAAGCACGUGGAGUCUGGGGUGAGACAAGGAGCAAAAGAGUGUUGAAAAUGUUAAAAGCUGUGCUGAAGAAGAGCCGAGAGGGAGGAAAGGGGAGCAGGAAGGAAACAGGAGGUGACUUUGGUCCAGAGACUUCCCCUCAAGUCCUACCCUCUGGCCAUGGUGGCGACUUUUCUGUGAGUAGCCUUCCUGUAGCAGAGGACACCUACAGGGUGAGCUUGGCCAAAGGGGUCUCCAUGUCUUUGCCUUCAUCACCUCUGCUGCCUCGACAGUCUCACUCGGUGCAAUCAAGAUCAAAUAAAAAAUCUCCAGGUCCCGUCAGGAAGCCCAAGUAUGUGGAAAGCCCCAGAGUGCCUGGAGACGGAGUUAUAAUCCCGUUCAGAGAAGUGUCCAAGGCAGCAGAGCCCAAUGAGAAUGAAGCAAAGGCCGAUAAUGAACCGAGCUGUUCUCCGGCAGCUCAAGAACUGUUGACAAGGCUGGGAUUUUUACUGGGAGAAGGGAUCCCAAGUGCCACACACAUAACCAUUGAAGAAAACAAUGAGACCAUGUGCACAGCUCUGAGCCAAGGCAUCAGUCCUUGCUCCACACUAACAAGCAGCACCGCAUCUCCUAGCACCGAUAGCCCCUGCUCAACCUUGAAUAGCUGUGUCAGCAAGACGGCAGCCAACAAAAGUCCCUGUGAGACCAUUAGCAGCCCUAGUUCCACCCUGGAAAGCAAGGACAGUGGAAUUAUAGCCACAAUUACAAGUUCAUCCGAAAAUGAUGACCGGAGUGGCUCCAGUUUGGAAUGGAAUAAGGACGGAAGCCUAAGGUUAGGGGUACAGAAAGGAGUGCUUCAUGAUCGCAGGGCAGAUAAUUGCUCCCCAGUGGCAGAAGAGGAGCCCCCUGGGUCAGCGGAGAGCGUGCUGCCCAAAACUGAAGCCUCAGUUGGAGAUGGUCCGGUCCCUUAUUCUCAGAGCUCCAACUCGCUAGUAAUGCCACGGCCCAACUCAGUUGCAGCGACAAGCUCAACCAAAUUGGAAGAUCUGAGUUAUUUAGACGGGCAGAGAAAUGCCCCUCUUCGAACAUCAAUUAGAUUGCCGUGGCACAAUACAGCCGGAGGUAGGGCACAGGAAGUUAAAGCACGAUUUGCUCCCUACAAGCCACAGGACAUUUUGUUGAAACCCCUGCUGUUUGAAGUACCAAGCAUAACAACAGACUCUGUGUUUGUGGGAAGGGAUUGGCUCUUUCACCAGAUAGAAGAAAACUUGAGGAACAGAGAACUGACCGAAAACAGAGGAGCCGUGGUUGUUGGAAACGUGGGCUUUGGGAAGACAGCAAUCAUUUCUAAGUUGGUGGCACUUAGCUGCCACGGAAGCCGCAUGAGGCAGAUUGCUUCCAGCAGCCCCAGUUCACCACCUAAAACUUCAGAUUCCUCCCAGGAUCUUCCUUUCACCCCAUUACUUUCACCGAGUUCUUCUGCAGGUGUUACCAACACAGCCAAAACACCCCCUGGAUCUGGGUCUGAUAGUUCUGAGAACCAGAGGCCAAGAGAGGAUGCAGUGAAAUACCUUGCUUCUAAGGUCGUGGCCUACCACUACUGCCAAGCUGAUAACACAUACACGUGCCUGGUGCCCGAGUUUGUGCACAGCAUUGCAGCUCUGCUCUGCCGGUCCCACCAGCUGGCUGCCUACAGGGACCUACUGAUAAAGGAACCCCAGCUACAGAGCAUGCUGAGCCUCAGGUCCUGUGUGCAGGACCCGGUGGCUGCCUUCAGGAGGGGCGUGCUGGAACCACUCACCAGCCUAAGAAAUGAGCAGAAAAUUCCUGAAGAAGAAUACAUUAUUUUGAUAGAUGGCUUAAACGAAGCUGAGUUUCAUAAACCUGACUAUGGAGAUACGCUUUCCUCAUUUAUUACCAAAAUUAUUUCUAAAUUUCCUGCCUGGCUGAAGUUGAUUGUGACUGUAAGAGCAAAUUUUCAGGAAAUUGUAAGCACGCUGCCUUUCGUCAAGCUUUCCUUAGAUGACUUCCCGGACAACAAAGACAUUCACAGUGACCUGCAUGCCUACGUCCAGCACAGGGUUCACAGCAGCCAGGACAUCCUCAGCAACAUCUCCCUGAACGGCAAGGCCGACGCUGCCCUGAUCGGGAAAGUGAGCAGCCACCUGGUGCUGCGGAGCCUCGGCUCCUACCUGUACCUCAAACUCACCCUGGACCUCUUCCAAAGGGGACACUUGGUCAUCAAAAGUGCUAGCUACAAGGUGGUGCCUGUGUCUUUGUCCGAGCUCUAUCUGCUGCAGUGCAACAUGAAGUUCAUGACCCAGUCCGCCUUCGAAAGAGCGCUGCCGAUUCUAAACGUGGCCCUGGCUUCCCUCCACCCCAUGACGGACGAGCAGAUCUUCCAGGCUAUUAAUGCGGGCCACAUCCAAGGGGAGCAGGGAUGGGAGGACUUCCAGCAGAGGAUGGAGGCUCUCUCCUGCUUCCUCAUUAAGAGGCGAGACAAAACCCGCAUGUUUUGCCACCCGUCCUUCAGGGAGUGGCUUGUGUGGAGAGCAGACGGUGAAAACACAGCCUUCCUGUGUGAGCCCAGGAAUGGGCACGCUCUCCUGGCAUUCAUGUUCUCUCGACAAGAGGGCAAGCUGAACCGCCAGCAGACCAUGGAGCUUGGCCAUCACAUACUGAAGGCGCACAUCUUCAAGGGCCUCAGUAAGAAGACGGGAAUCUCUUCGAGCCACCUCCAAGCCCUGUGGAUCGGGUACAGCACCGAGGGGCUGUCUGCUGCCCUCGCCUCUCUCAGGAACCUCUACACUCCUAACGUGAAGGUGAGCCGUCUCCUGAUUUUGGGAGGGGCCAACGUGAACUACAGGACGGAAGUGUUAAAUAAUGCCCCGAUCCUGUGCGUCCAGUCUCACCUCGGCCAUGAGGAAGUGGUCACUCUGCUCCUGGAAUUCGGCGCCUGCCUGGAGGGAAUGUCCGAGAAUGGCAUGACCGCCCUCUGCUAUGCUGCAGCUGCUGGCCAUAUGAAGCUAGUGUGUCUGCUGGCCAAGAAGGGGGCCAGGGUGGACCACUUGGAUAAGAAAGGCCAGUGUGCGCUAGUGCACAGCGCACUGAGGGGGCACGUCGACAUCCUCCGGUACCUGCUGACCUGUGAGUGGUCGGCAGGCCCUCUGCAGCCGGGUGCGCUGAGGAAGAGCCAGGCCCUGCAGCAGGCACUGACGGCGGCCGCCAGCAUGGGCCACAGCUCGGUGGUCCAGUGCUUGCUGGGGCUGGAGAAGGAACACGAAAUAGAUGUCAAUGGCACUGACGCGCUGUGGGGAGAAACAGCCCUGACAGCCGCUGCCGGAAGAGGCAAGCUGGAGGUGUGCGAGCUGCUGCUGGAGCACGGAGCCGCUGUGUCCCGGACCAACAGGAGAGGGGUCCCACCUCUGUUCUGUGCAGCACGCCAGGGGCAUUGGCAGAUCGUUAGAUUGCUUUUGGACCGCGGCUGUGAUGUGAGCCUAAGUGACAAGCAGGGCCGGACGCCCCUCAUGGUGGCCGCUUGUGAAGGACACUUGAGCACCGUGGAAUUCCUCCUUUCCAAAGGUGCUGCCCUUUCUUCUCUGGACAAAGAAGGUCUUUCGGCCUUAAGCUGGGCUUGUCUGAAAGGUCACAGAGCGGUGGUCCGGUUUCUGGUUGAGGAGGGAGCCGAGAUAGACCAGACGGACAAGAAUGGCCGCACACCCUUGGACCUGGCCGCCUUCUACGGUGACGCAGAGACCGUCCUGUAUCUGGUUGAGAAGGGAGCCGUGAUCGAGCACGUGGACCACAGCGGCAUGCGCCCCUUGGACAGAGCCAUUGGUUGUCGAAACACAUCUGUAGUGGUUACACUGCUGAGAAAAGGAGCCAAAUUAGAAAUUGAUGGAGGAAGGAAACAUGAUGUACAAAAAGGGGAAGAUGAAAGAGGCGGCCCAGAGGUACCAGUACGCCUUAAGGAAGUUUCCUCGAGAAGGAUUCGGAGAGGACAUGCGACCGUUCAACGAACUCAGAGUUUCCCUCUAUCUCAACUUGUCUCGCUGCCGGAGAAAAACAAACGACUUCGGCAUGGCCGAAGAGUUUGCUUCCAAGGCCCUCGAGUUGAAGCCGCAGUCCUACGAAGCCUUCUACGCCAGGGCGAGGGCCAAGAGAAACAGCAGGCAGUUCGCGGCGGCGCUGGCGGACCUGCGGGAGGCCGGGAGGCUGUGCCCCGCCAACCAGGAGGUGCGGCGGCUGCUGGCGCGCGUGGAGGAGGAGUGCAGGCAGCUGCACCGGGGCCCGCCGCACAGGCCGCAGGGCGCGCCCGCCGCUGCCCCCGGGUCGGACGAGGACGAGGCCGAGGACGAGGACGAGGCGGCCGGCGGGCCCGCGGCCCUGGACCUGGAGGACGCGGACGCGGAGGCCGCGUGGGCCCCGGGGGCGGCCCCGCCCUUGGCGCCCAGGCCCCAGGCGCCGCCGCGCGGCCCGUCGCCCUACAUCCGGAACCUGCAGGAGGGGCUGCAGCGCAGGGUCAGGCCCGCGUCCCCGCGCGGCCGGCAGGGAGGCGGGCGGGCCCCGCGGGAGGCCGUGGCGCCGCCGGGGCUGGUGCCGCCGGCCGCCCGCCAGGCGCAGAUCGUCAGGACCGGGCCGCACGCGGGCGCCAGGGCGCAGGCGGGCACACAGCACGCUCCCGCCGGCAGCGGCCCGGGCCACGGCCCCGCGGGGGCUGCCGAGCGGCUCCUGCCGCCCGCGCCCGCCACCCCGGGGAGCCACGCGGCCUCGGUCGCCAGCUCGGGCUCCUCCGGCUCUCCGUCCGGCAGCGUCAAGAUGUGCGGCUCCACCAGCAGCUUGGCCUCCAGCGGCGGCCUCCCCGACGGCCCCGAGGCCCGGGUCCGAGAGCCUGCGGCCGGCCCCCCGCCCCCCGCGCCCUUGCCCGCGCCCUUGCCCGCGCCCUUGCCCGCCGAGCCCCGGCCGCGCAGCACGCCGUUCAUGGGCGUCACGGACAAGACGGCGAGGUCGCAGCCCCAGGGCCACCCCGCGCCGCGCGCCCGGGCCCUGCCCGACGGGCUCCUGGCCCUCGCGGCCUCCGCCGCCGGCCUGCAGGCCCUGAGCGCCGGCCCCCCGGGCGGCGGCGUCCGCGGCUUGGCGCAGGGCCGGGAGCCGGAGGAGCAGCCCCGCCCGGGGCCGGCGCGCCGCGCGGACAGCCGGGCCCCCAAGGCGGCCCCCGCCCCGUGCCAGGAAGGCGCCUGCGCGCAGCCGCGCGUCGGCAGCGAGGCCCGCAGGAGCCACCUCCCCUCGGCGAAGCCCAAGCGGUCGUUCAUAGAGUCCAACGUGUGAGCCGGCCGCGCGGGCUGGGCUCCCUGUGGCGGCUCAAAGUCUUCAUGAGAGAGACGACCUCUCAGCCAUGGUUUUUUUUUUUUUUUUUUUUUUCCCCUGGGGGGGGGGCGUGGAUCAGAUGUCCUGGAUCUGUCUAAAAUGUGGAAUAAAAUUUCUCUGACAAAGAGUCACCACGAAUAACGCCGAGUAGAAUUAAAAGCUGUCGUCAGUCCUGCCUGCGGAGCCAGACAUUAAGACCGCCGCCAAGACGCGAGCUCCCGCUUCUCUGUCCCGAGCUGGUUUGGUCCCGUCCCGUCCCCGCCGCCCGCCGCCGCCGCCGCCGCCGCCGCCGCCGCCAGCCUUUGCCGUGCGGUAGGAGCGUGAUACUCCCUAGAGGACGGGCGGGCGGGCCUGCCCCGUGACGGGCCUCACUCCCGGCGCGGCCUCCGGAUGAUGGACCUUGGAGUAGACGGAACUUCCAAGUCUCCGUUCCAUUGAGUCAAAUCCCAAUUUUUAUACAUAAAUAUAUAUAAAAGUUUCUAGCUGAAUGUGUGACUGUAAAGUUAUAUAGGUGAUUUUUUUUUCGUUUCUUUUGUUUUGUUUGAGCAGAAGACGAGGACAUCCAAAUAUUGUUCCCUUUGUAGUAGUUUCCCUAAGAGGAUUAAACGUUUAGUUCCAUGUUAUGGUUCUUCUCAAAGAUAUUUUUAUAGCGCCUUUUUUGGAACUAUAUUCCCACUUCAUGGUGUUUUUAAUGUUUGGAAACCGUGUAAGCCGUUUGGGAUCAUGAUUGAUGGUCAGGUUGGAUUUAGGCUAAAACACUAAGAACGCCGCACUCUUUCAAAUAAGCUCUCAACUGGUUCCCAAACUGCUUUUACCAAUGGUGUCGCACUCCCGGAACAAGCGUUCCAAGGUCCUUUAAGGACAGUAUUUGAUUUGGACAGUUAAGGUAUGGUUGGUUGUUGCUUUUGUUUCAUUACACAAUCAUUACUUUAUAGUCACGUGUUGUACAUAUUAAAUAGCCAACUUGCAUUCAGACUUUGUAAAUAUGACUCUUUCAGAUACUUAAUCAUAAAAAAAAGCUCAUGUAUUUGCAUGUUCUUUGUAAGCUUCAUUCAUGCUGGUUAUUGCACUGAACGAUGUAUUAUUACGGCAUGUUAACAGUAUACCAGUAACAGCACUUUAUCUCGUUUAUAUGAACACCUUUGAGGUGCUACUUAAGUCCAAACUGAUGUAUUAUUCAUCUGUAAAGAUAAGGUACAGGAAUGAACCUUGGUUUAAAGGUAUUUUUAUAUGAAAAUGGUGCGCUAUUGGAGGAUGUUAAAAUGCUAAAUUGAGAGAGGUGGGAGUAUAGUUGUUUUAUAUGUUGGGAUGUGAAAUUUAUUUUCUAGAAUUGGGGAGAAGGAAGUUCUAUAUUUACAGAAUGUUUUAAAAACGAAUAGUUGUCAUGAAGUUCUUGUAAGCAUCAUCAUGGUUUUGUACGAAUAGGAAAUCUGGUGUCAUUCUUCAACCUUUGUUUCUGAGUGUGUACAGCAUACUUUGUACAGCUUUAUCUUUUUUUUUUUUUUUAGGCUUUCUGUGAGUUUUGCUAGAAGUACUAUGGCUUAUUUAUUGUUCAUUGUUUUCUUUAAUAUUUGUGAAAGUCUUACUCUUUUGUUAUGUAGUUUUGUUUCUGCACAACUACUGUACUUUUCCAUAUGGAAUAAAGAAU